Molecule: messenger RNA, 1422 nt
Organism: Talaromyces proteolyticus
Lineage: Eukaryota; Fungi; Ascomycota; Eurotiomycetes; Eurotiales; Trichocomaceae
Product: Aldehyde/histidinol dehydrogenase
Exons: 4
Coding region: 1-1422 (473 amino acids)
Molecular function (GO): succinate-semialdehyde dehydrogenase (NAD+) activity
Source: RefSeq, a predicted model, not a curated record
AUGCCUAUAGUUCCCUUCAUCAUCGACAACAAGGAUGUCGUCGGGAAUAUUGCAUUCGAUGUGAUCAAUCCUAGCACGGGUACUCUGGAGCAUCAGUGCAGCGGUGCAUCUAUAGACGAUGUGAAUUGUAUUAUUGCGUCGGCAGAACGCGCUUUUCCCACUUGGUCAAAGACGAAGCCACACGUACGACGCUCUAUUCUCCUCCGUGCAGGCGACAUUUUUGAGCAUCGCAGGGAAGAGCUCAUGGGUUACAUGUGCAAUGAGAUGGGAGGUGACAUCAAAUUCGCUCAAACAAUAUACGAUAUUGGCCUGGAUCUGGUCAGGGACACUGCCGGAAGAAUAUCAUCUAUUGAGGGUGCUGUACCCGCCCUUAAAGAAGAUGGUACAAGCGGUAUCGUUUAUAAACGGCCUUAUGGUGUGGUUCUCGGUAUUGCCCCAUGGAACGCGCCUUUCAUUCUUGGAACCAGGGCGGUUGUCAUUGCUAUAGCUGCAGGCAACGCUGCCAUUUUGAAAGGCUCUGAACUAGCUCCAAAGUGCUUUUGGGCAAUUGGCGAUGUUUUCCGCGAGGCUGGGCUUCCUGAUGGAGUCUUAAAUGUUCUAUUCCAUCGCCCUCAGGAUGCCUCAAAUGUGACUGCAGCAUUGAUUGCGCACCCAGCCAUCAAAAAAGUCACAUUCACAGGCAGCACUGCCGUUGGUAAAAUAAUCGGCGCUCUCGCAGCCAAAUAUGUAAAGCCGGUUCUGCUGGAGCUUGGUGGAAAGGCCAGCUGUGUUGUUCUUGACGAUGCAGACCUUGAUAAGGCUGCGGUUGCCUGUACUAUUGGGUCCUUCUUGAACUCUGGACAGAUCUGCAUGUCAACGGAAAGAAUUGUGGUGCAGCGUGCCGUUGUUGAUGCAUUUCGCCCUAUCCUGACAGCCGCAGUGGAGAAAUUUUAUGGCAGUACCACCACUCCCCGCAUUCUCGUGAACGCAAGCGCCGUAAACAGGAACAAGGACCUGGUAUCCAACGCAGUAUUUAAGGGGGCUAAUUUGCUCUUUGGAGACUUACACAACAGAGAGAGUUCAGACACGCGCAUGAGACCCAUUGUUGUGGAUAACGUCACAAGUGAAAUGCGGAUUUUCAAAACCGAGUCUUUCGGGCCGACCGUGUCUCUCAUUGUCGUUGAUACGGAUGAAGAGGCCAUUGCCGUGGCUAACGAUACAGAGUACGGUCUGACGGCAUCUGUCUUCUCUGAAGACUUACGGAGAGGGCUGAGGGUUGCGAAGCAAAUUGAGUCUGGAGCCGUUCAUAUCAACUCGAUGACCGUUCACGAUGAGGCUGCCUUGCCUCACGGCGGUAUGAAGAUGAGUGGUUUUGGUCGUUAUGGCGGAAGCAUUGGCCUUGACCAAUUCCUGCGGACAAAAUCCAUUACUUGGCAGGAUUGA